GAAAAGUCGUUUGAAUGUAAACAGUGUGGGAAGUGUUUUAGUGUAGCAGGAAACCUAAGGAAACAUGAAAGAGUCCACACUGGGGAGAAGCCUUAUGAAUGCAAACAAUGUGAGAAGUGUUUUAGUGAAGUAGGAAACCUUAAGACACAUGAAAGAGUCCACACUGGGGAGAAGUCGUAUGAAUGUAAACAAUGUGGGAAGUGUUUUAGUCAAGCAGGAAACCUUAAGACACAUGAAAGAGUCCACACUGGGGAGAAGUCCUAUGAAUGUAAACAAUGUGGGAAGUGUUUUAGUCAAGGAGGAAACCUUAGGACACAUGAAAGAGUCCACUCUGGGGAAAAGUCUUAUGAAUGUAAGCAAUGUGGGAAGUGUUUUAGUUUAGCAGGAAACCUAAGAAGGCAUGAAAUGGUCCAUACUGGGAAAAAGCCCUAUGAAUGUAGGAAAAACCGUAGGAAACAUGAAAGAGUCCACACUGGGGAGAAGCCUUAUGAAUGUAAACUAUGUGGGAAGUGUUUUAAUGAAGCAAGAAACCUAAGGGCACAUAAAAGAGCCCACACUGGGAAGAAGUCGCAUGAAUGUAAACAAUGUGGGAAGUGUUUUAGUGUUGCAGGAAACCUAAGGAGGCAUGAAAUGGUCCAUACUGGGGAAAAGCCAUAUGAAUGUAAACAGUGUGGGAAGUGUUUUAGUGAAGCAGGAACACUAACAAGUCACAAAAGGGUCCACACUGGGGAGAAGCCUUAUAAAUGUAAACUGUGUGGAAGUUGUUUUAGUGACGCAGGAACACUAAAGAAACAUGAAAGAAUCCACACUGGGGAAAAGCCAUAUGAAUGUAAACUGUGUGGAAAGUGUUUUAGUCGAGCAGAAAGCCUUAGGAGACAUGAAAGAGUCCACACUGGAGAGAGGCCUUAUGAAUGUAAACUGUGUGGCAAGUGUUUUAGUGAAGCAGGAAAC
Porites lobata is the source of this 951-nucleotide messenger RNA. The record is from the annotation of a GenBank genome assembly. Lineage: Eukaryota; Metazoa; Cnidaria; Anthozoa; Scleractinia; Poritidae.